GGUCAUUCAUUCAUUCGCAUUGUAUCGUUGCAAGCACAUAUGCAAUGUGACAAAAAAGUGAAAUUAUAUAAUAGCAAUAAUUAUAAAAAUUGGACACAAUCAAAACUAAGAUGCCAAACUCACAACCUAUUUUCGACUAUACAGAUGAGUCUCAGACAGAAAAAUUUGCCAGGAAAUCAAAAGACUCUCCUUUCAUGAUAAUAGGUAUCUUGGGAUUGAUAGGAGUAUGCGGCUGGGGUGCAGUUGCAUUUAAAAAGAGAGGUAAAAUGAGCACUAGUGUCUUUCUUAUGCAACUUCGAGUAGCAGCCCAGGGUACAGUGGUAUCAGCACUCACUAUUGGUAUAGCAUAUGCGCUAGCAAAAGAGCAUCUAUUUAAGGAUGAUAAGAAAGAAUAGAUUAAUUCACCAUUAGGAAAACUUUUAAAAUAUUUAUUUGUAUACUUGUAGGCACUUCGAAAAUUAAACAAUUUUAAUUUUAUAAGUUAAGAGUGUGGCAAACAACUGUUAGGUUCUCCUUGUGUGCAACCACCUAAUCCUAUAGACAAUUGUGAUAUCAGGAAAUCACUAGGACAAUGCUUAGCAUAUAAAUAUUGUUUUUAAAUAGUAAGUCCAAAGCAAAUACAUACCUGUCAAAUCAUUCAGAUAAGAAACUAAAAAAAUGUAAUUAUGUGACUCAAAAUUGAUUAAUGAGUUUCAAUACAUGACUGGAAAAUAUCUAAUUUGGCAAUCAUAUGAGUAUCACACUUCUAUAAAUUAUUCUAAUCCUGGGGACGAAUUAUUAUGCAACAAGUGGCUUGUGAUCAGAAAUGUUUGUUAUGUGGUCUUGUCCUUUAUUUGUUUUUUAAUACAGCCAUUAAUAAUGAUGAUAAUUUA
Messenger RNA from Chilo suppressalis (striped riceborer), 872 nucleotides. Lineage: Eukaryota; Metazoa; Arthropoda; Insecta; Lepidoptera; Crambidae. The record is from the annotation of a GenBank genome assembly.